Messenger RNA from Torulaspora globosa, 1653 nucleotides. RefSeq names its product protein kinase TDA1 (gene TDA1). The transcript has a single exon. Gene Ontology annotation, biological process: protein phosphorylation; cellular response to oxidative stress. The coding region runs from base 1 to 1653 and encodes 550 amino acids. The record is from RefSeq and is a predicted model, not a curated record. Gene Ontology annotation, molecular function: calcium/calmodulin-dependent protein kinase activity; calmodulin binding; ATP binding. Lineage: Eukaryota; Fungi; Ascomycota; Saccharomycetes; Saccharomycetales; Saccharomycetaceae.
AUGACCACUAUUCAUUUGCCUUCUGUUCCGGCAGCGAAACUCGUCCUCACGCCGCCUCAGUCGGCUCUCAGCAGCUCUGAGGAUCCUAGUAUUGAGUCGUAUGCUCCCUGGCCCGUGUUGGAUAGAGCUGCAGGUACUGCAAAAUGCAAAUACGUAACGCGGGGAUCGAUGUUGGGAGAUGGACAUUUCAGUGUUGUGAAGGAAUGCAUGAACGUUUAUACGAAGGACAUGUAUGCGUUGAAGAUGGUACAUAAGAGUAUGAUAAAAGGGAAGCUUCAGUUGAUUCAACGGGAAGUCAAGCUUUUGAGGCUAGUCAGCGACAAGAUCAGGCAGCUGGAAAAGAAGAAUUUCCGCACUCUCGACGUCUUUGAGGGACAUCAUCAUGUCCUGCAACUGUUCGAUUACUUCGAGACAUCCGAGAGCAUUGCUUUGGUCACGCAGCUAUGUGAUAAGGGAGAUCUAUACGAGAGAAUCAUUGAAAACAGUUCAUUAGAUCUUAAUCUGCAAGUCAAGCCCUAUUGUGCCUGUCUCUUGAGUGUCCUUGAUUUUCUUCAUAGCAAUGGAGUAGCUCAUAGGGAUCUAAAGGCAGAGAACGUCUUGUUUAGGUUGCGAGUGAACAAAAAUGAACCGGAGGAGCAUCACGGUAAUUUCAAGUACGACUUGAAAGCUCAUGAUGUGAUUUUGGCAGAUUUUGGUCUGGCUACUCAAAUUGACACACCAGAUGCAUCUACCAAUUUGAAAGAGUUUGUCGGCACGACCUCAUAUAUUGCGCCGGAGAUUGUGCGUUGCAAGGGUGUCGGAUCUAUGUCACUACAGGAGAUACAGAAACUGGAAAAAUAUGGUUGCCCAGUGGAUAUUUGGGCACUUGGCGUUUUGACGUAUUUCAUGGCUCUCGGUUACACACCGUUCGACUGUGAUACUGAUGAAGAGACAUUAGAGUGUAUCAAAAAAGUGGACUAUUACGUCGAUGAAGAGAUGCGAGCAGAUCCUAAAAUGAAGGAGUUCUGGAGUUUCUUAGAGUGCUGUUUCAUAGAAAACCCUGCAGAAAGACCCACAGCGACGAGUCUAAAACAUCAUCCUUUUGUGAAAGAUUUCUUUGUUACGUCUGCGUCGGAUGAUAGCUCAUUCAUUUUACCGCAGGUAAUGAAAAAGAGCGGUUCUACCUCGUCAUUACAUUCUUUGAGGCAGCCUUCAAGGUCCGCUUCAUCUAGCACGUUAGCCUUCCUCUCAUUGAACUUUAAUAAUACCUCGCCAUCACCCACAGCUCAGGCCAGCAAACCCACAACUCCACCAUACAGGGAGGCUAGAAUCAGCUCCCGCGAAAGGAGCUUGAAGCAAGUUAGAGACACAUUGAAAAAGACUCUAUCGAUGACCUCGCUCAAUAGCGCCAAUCAUUCAAUUUCAACCGUACAGUCAAAAUUAAACUCUACUUUUGUUCUGGAACCCAAGCCUCCAGUUAACUCUCUGAUGAACGGUUGCUUCAGUACCACGCCAGAAUCAAGAUCGAAUUUUAGCACUCCGAGAUCUCUUUCGAGACAAAGCUCAGCUAGCAGCAUCUACGUUGUUAGCCAACCUCCUGCUGCGUCUAACUUUAUCAGUUCGCCAGAGAACGAAGAUUUAGAUGAUGAUGAGGAUAUGGGAAUUGUUAUUUAA